This is a messenger RNA of Mya arenaria, 2144 nucleotides long. RefSeq names its product neuronal acetylcholine receptor subunit alpha-10-like. The transcript is spliced from 9 exons. The record is from RefSeq and is a predicted model, not a curated record. Bases 89 to 1558 code for a protein of 489 amino acids. Gene Ontology annotation, biological process: signal transduction; monoatomic ion transmembrane transport; chemical synaptic transmission. NCBI's taxonomy places the organism in Eukaryota, Metazoa, Mollusca, Bivalvia, Myida, Myidae. Gene Ontology annotation, cellular component: neuron projection; postsynaptic membrane; synapse. Gene Ontology annotation, molecular function: transmembrane signaling receptor activity; acetylcholine-gated monoatomic cation-selective channel activity.
CUAUGGUUGGGGUUAUUUUGCUUUCUAAAUUUGUUAGUCUAUUCGUUUAAUUAAAGUGAUACGAUUUCAUAUAUCUGUGAAGUUGAAAAUGGAUUUAUUUGUGAUAUUGGCUUUUAUUUUCUGCCUUCACCAAACGCCGUCAGGGGCGGUUUCCAACCAGACGCUUGCAAAGGGACUUUUUGAUUCUUUGCUGACUGAUUAUGACGUCAGCCUCAUUCCCUUGUGCACUUUCGAUGACAAGGUCACGCUAAACAUUGACCUUGCCCUACGACAAAUAAUGGAGCUGAAUGAACGAGAACAGAUUUUGACCACAAACGUUUGGUUGAGGAUGCGUUGGAACGAUUGUCGUCUGCAGUGGGACCCGACGUCUUACAACAACCUCACGUAUGUCAUGAUGACGUACGGUGACGUAUGGACACCUGACGUCACUCUCUAUGAUAGCGCGGCAGAGGAGGUCAUGUUUCCCGGAGGAGAAGACUACCGCGCGUACGUUUCUAGUUCCGGUGACGUCACAUAUAACUUUCCGACAGUCACCAAGAGUAUCUGCAGGGUAAAUGUGAAGUAUUUCCCGUUCGACACCCAGGAGUGCAGCUUACAGUUCGGUUCCUGGUCGCACCACGGUCUUGACCUUGACUUUGUCAAUCGAAACUCUGCAGGUGACCUUGACACUUACAUCGAGAACACCGAGUGGUCCGUCUUGCGAAUCCCCGUCGAGCGCCACGAGCUUUUCUACAACUGUUGCCCGGAACCAUAUCCGGAUGUGACGUUCACGAUCGUGAUGAAGCGCCGUCCUGCCUUCUAUCUCCUCACAAUGAUGUUCCCGUGCAUCCUUACUUCCUGUGUGGCGGCCCUGGCGUUCCUACUUCCGGUGGAGAGCGGCGAAAAGGUGUCCCUGGAAAUUACCGUUCUCCUGUCCCUCGCGGUCUUCCUCCUCCUGGUGUCAGAGUCACUUCCGCCUUCCUCGGAUGACUUUCCCAUCAUAGGUUCGUACUUCGCGAGUUCCAUGGUACUUGUGUCGCUGUCUCUCCUGCAGACCGUCGUCGUCCUUAACGUCUUCUAUCGUGGAACCAAUGGCCGUCGAGUGCCCAGAUGGGCGAAGGUCGUGUUCCACCAGUACAUUGGCCGUGUCCUGUGUAUUCCGUCUUCCAAAGUUGGCGUUGAUGAUACCCCUAUGCAGGAGAUUGUAAAUCAUGAACGCCAUCCACCAGAAAAGCGUUCAAAUGUUGAACAAGAUGACAGCAGAUUGGAUGACACAACUGAAACCAAACUCACAAACAAUCACAUAACCAUGGAUAACCAUAGCCCAAUGAUCAAAAGAAAUGGCGUUCUACCAGGGUUCGUCCGUAGCAAUAAGGUUGAUGGGCAAAUGGAUGGAUCAUUAAAUCUGAAAGAGAGAUAUUUGAGGAGAAUUGUCAGUCAUUUGGAAGAUGACCAAAAUAAGGAAGACCUUGGAUCAGAGUGGAGGGAUAUCUCAAAUGUCUUGGACCGACUAUUCCUGGUGUUAUACAUACUGAUACUGGUCAUUACAACACUUUCAUUUCUGUUGCAAGCUGUGUGAAUCGUGUUCUGAUAAUUGAAGCGCAAUUGACGCCUGUCUCAAUAUGAUGUGUUUUGAAAAUACUUGUAUCAGGUUAAACACUAACGACAAUCAAACAAAGAAUUGUUUGAAAAUACUUAUUAUGUAGUGUCUUUCAUCAACAAUCAUCUAGGUUAUUGUUUUCUUCAACGAUGCAAUUACAUAGUGUUUCACCAACGUUGUAAUACAAAUCUAAUAUAUUUCAUCAACUUUGGAAUGAUCUGCUUGCUUUAAUCAAAGAUUUUAUUAUCGAGAUGUUUCAUCAACGAUGAAAAAUAUCUACUUUCCUUCAUCAACGAUGGAAUAAUCGGGUUUCAAUUUUCGUUGGAAUCAUAUAGUUUCUUUCUUUGACGUUUCUUUUACAAUGAUGUUAUGAUAUAGUUUCUGUCAUCAAUUAUGUUAUGAUAUAGUUUCUGUCAUCAAUUAUGUUAUGAUAUAGUUUCUGUCAUCAAUUAUGUUAUGAUAUAGUUUCUGUCAUCAAUUAUGUUAUGAUAUAGUUUCUGUCAUCAAUGAUGUUAUUAUAUAGUUUCUGUCAUCAAUGAUGGAUGCUUAUACACAUAUGAGUGUU